Molecule: messenger RNA, 4717 nt
Organism: Mirounga angustirostris (Northern elephant seal)
Lineage: Eukaryota; Metazoa; Chordata; Mammalia; Carnivora; Phocidae
Gene: BORA
Product: BORA aurora kinase A activator
Exons: 12
Coding region: 154-1782 (542 amino acids)
Biological process (GO): regulation of mitotic spindle organization; regulation of mitotic nuclear division; activation of protein kinase activity
Cellular component (GO): nucleus; cytoplasm
Molecular function (GO): protein kinase binding
Source: RefSeq, a predicted model, not a curated record
CCCGUGCCCUGGUUGGACUAAGACAGCGCGGAAGCGGGGAGUUAAAGAGUCUAUGCCUGUCGUGGGAGCUGACCUGGCCCCUCGGGAGCGCCCUGGAGUCGCCUACUGGGGGGGCUUCCUUUUUAUACACACCACUAGUUUUCUCUCUGUGCUAUGGGAGAUGUCAAAGAAUCAAGAACGCAAAUACCACCGGAAACUCCAGGAAGGAUCCCGGUUUUGAAUCCUUUCGAAAGCCCUGGUGAUUAUUCUAAUCUCCAUGAACAAACUCUCUCCAGUCCUUCUGUUUUUAAAUCAACAAAAUUACCAACUCCAGGGAAAUUUAGAUGGUCUAUUGAUCAACUAGCUGUAAUAAAUCCUGUAGAAAUAGACCCAGAAGACAUUCAUCGUCAAGCUUUAUACUUAAGUCAUUCUCGAAUAGAUAAAGAUGUGGAAGACAAAAGACAAAAAGCCAUUGAAGAGUUUUUCACAAAAGAUGUCAUUGUACCCUCUCCUUGGACUGAUCAUGAAGGGAAACAGCUUUCAGAGUAUCAUUCCAGUAAAUGUAUUAAUAUAACUAGUGAAUCUCCAAUUGGAAGAAAACUGACCAUCCAUUCUGAGAAAAGCAAUGCUGCUUGUCAGACAUUGCUAUCUCUUCCUGUGGAUUUUAAUUUAGAAAAUGUAUUAGGUGACUAUUUUAGAGCUGAUGAAUUUUCAGAUCAAUCUCCUGGAAACCUCAGUUCUUCAUCCCUCAGAAGAAAGCUGUUUUUAGAUGGCAAUGGAAGUAUUUCUGACUCCUUACCUCCAGCUUCUCCUAGAAGUCCUCGCAGUGGUGCUCAAGCCUCAGUUGAGGUUUUUUAUUCGAUAGAUUUAUCUCCUGUACGGUGUAGGAGCCCUGUGCAGACACCAAGUUCGGGGCAGUUUUCUUCCAGCCCUAUUCAGGGCAGUGCAAAAAAAUACAGCUUGGGAAGUAGAACCAGCCCUUCACCUCUUUCUUCACCCACUUUCUCACCAAUUGCAUUUCAGAUAGGAAAGACUCCACUCUCGGAACAAAGGAAGUUUACUUUUCAUUCUCCUGAUAAUUCGGCUGGAACAACAAAUUCUAAUGGAAUUACUAAUCCAUGUAUCAGAAGUCCUUAUAUAGAUGGCUGCUCACCAAUUAAGAAUUGGUCUCCUAUGAGACUCGAGAUGUGUACAGGCGGUACUCAGUAUCGGACCUCCCUGAUUCGGAUACCUUUCGCUCUUGAGGCUCACGGGGAAGAUGAAGAAGAUCCGGUGAAUCUUCCUUCCACAGAUUCCUUGUCACCAGCCAUGGACACGGGUGGAGUACACCUGCGGCAGGUGACCAGUGACACUUCUGCACGUGGCACACGUUUGGUAGUGACUGCCAUGUCUAUUACACAGAAUCAGUCCAGUACUUCUGAGAAAGAAUUAGCCCUGUUGCAGGAUGUUGAAAGUGAGAAGGAGAACAACACUGUGGAUAUGGUUGAUCCUACAGAAAUAGGAGAUGAGAACACUUGGAUUAAGGAGCCGGUUGAUAAUGGGAGUUUGCCCAUGACUGAUUUUGUGAGUGGGAUUGCCUUCAGUAUUGAAAACUCUCAUAUAUGCAUGUCACCUCUUGCAGAAAGCAGUGUCAUUCCUUGUGAAAACAGUAACAUUCAGAUGGAUAGUGGCUAUAACACACAGAAUUGUGGAAGCAAUAUUAUGGAUACUGUUGGAGCAGAUAGUGAUGCACAAACCUUGGAACUUGAGAAUAAAUCUCAAGUUUUUAAUACAAAGGAAGACCGUGUAACACAGAGGUGUUGAAUGAAAGCAGCAACUCCUCCUCAAGGCAGCAGUCUAUAGAAUACCUCUCAGAACCAAAGACCAGUGGCUCCUCACAUGAUUUUUUAUGCACAGGAUCAAUAAUGUGAUCGUGAUUGGGAAAAAGUUGCUUCAACUAACAUGCUUAGCUUUUUUUCUUUCCUCCCUUAAUGUGAAAAAUCAAGGGCUUAAUUUAGUGACAUGGCAACAACAGAAAAGCUCCUAGAACUUUCAACUCAUCGAAGUACAACUGUAUUUUUUAUUAAUAAAUAUUUUUGUACUUACCUGGAUUGAUGUGUUUAACAAUAACAGGUUUGAGAACAAGGACUUUGCUCUGUCCCACAGGGUCAGUGAACUGCCUGUUAGUAAACCUUAUCAACAGCACUGAAUUUAGCAGUAGUUUUAAGAAUAUGUGGAAUUGUGAGGGUACUAUUUUAUUUUACAUAAAAACGUGACUAUACAGAUGAAUUUACAUUUAUAACCUUUGUGAAAGAAAUCUUAGAUAUAAAACAUUAAAGAGGUAGGAAGGAGAUUAAGCAGGUUUCCAGAAUUUUUCAUUGAUUCGUUCAUUUCUGUGUACAAAUUCUUAGUUCCGAUGGUAACUGUUCUAAUUACUACUUUAAAAAAUGUAAAUACUAGAAAAGUAGUACUAACAGCAUCUUAAUAUCACAUAUUAUUAGUGGGGUAAGUAUGGGAUGCCCAGGAUAUAUCUCCACCCCUAGGGUAGGGACACCCUUUUCCAGCUCAAAUUUGGCUGGGGAGAGGAAUAAGAACCUGGGAGAACUAAGAAAAACAGUGGGGACCAGGCGACGGAGUGUCUGUAGGGCUAAAUUUAGGCCUUUUAUGAAGUUAUGGUUGGGCAGACACAAAACUAGUUUUUUAAAAUGUUUAUGUUCAUGUUGGGAGUAGAAGUGAUAUAUACAUUUUUUAGAAAUAUUCUUUACCUCUGGAGAAUACAUAUUCAUAUUUACAAACCACCUUUUAAAAAUCUCCUUCAAAAGAGAGGAAUAAUUCAUAUGCAGCCCUAGGAAAUAAUAAUGUACUAUCAUUGUGUCAUUUUCUUCCUUUUUUGCACCCUAUAACUUUACUGCUAAUCUGUAAAGACCUUUUCUUCCUGUGUACCUGACUCAUCGUCUCCCCCAGCACACUAACCAUUAAAGCUGUUAGUCACUAGGUCCACUGCUAAAGACACUCCAUUACGAAGUUGAGUCCCUAAUCACACAGGCUUUAGGAUCAAUAUAAACUUAAGUAACUGCUGUGCUAUAAGAGGAAUUCUAGUUCCUAAAGGUAAGAGCGUCCCUGGCUAUGUCUUUUUGAUAGCACAAGUCAAGAAACAAGAAAGUAGUGAUUAUAGUUUGGAUUUAAAUCCAUCCUGUCACUUACUACUUGAUCUGGGCCAUAAAACCUUAAUCUUCUCAUCUAGUAAAUGGGUGGGGGUGGAGAGAGUCUUACCCAACAGGGUUUUUUGAGUGUAGUAUUCCAUGUACGCUGCUUAGCAUAAAAACUGGCUUUAGAAGCAUUUUAGAUUACUGAGACUGAGGCUUUGGGUAAAAAUAAGGAUUCUGGUCAUCUUGACCUACCCAAUAAGGACUAAUGCCUGAAUUAGACCUUCCUCAUAAAUGAGACCCAAGAAAACAAACAUGGAAAGAUAGAAGGUUAGCCACUGCCUUGUUUAACCAAGAAACCUCCCUUUCCUUCUGUUGCAAGUAAACUCUGGGCUGUCAGCAAAGGAUUUUUAAAUGGUGGGGAGGUGGAAAUCAAACGGGUUUUGUGACACAUCAAAGUUCUCAAAUUUGAAUUUUCGUUGGAAUGGAGCCAUGCUUGCUUCCAUCCUGUCUGUGGCUGCUUUCACGCUGUACAAGGAGAGUUGAGUACUACGGUUGUAACCGAGACUGCUGAGUCUAACACGGCUGGUCCUUCACAGAAAAGGCUUGCUGACGCUUGCUCUGGGGCGUGGUAGGCUGUUACUUGGUCCCAAGAUCACUCAAAGUUAUCUUCGUUCAACUGAAACAAGUUCUGCCUCAAGAUAUGGAUGUUUUCCUCAGUAGUAGGAGACUGGAACAAUCACUUAACCUCUGAGGGCCUAAAUGACUGGACACAUGACCUGUUGAUUUAUUUGCUGGUCCUUUCUCACUGGAUUGCAAGCUCCUUCAAGGCAGAGAUAGUUUACUUGACUCCGUGAUGAGCCUGGUACAUUGCAAGUACUUUAGAAAAUGAAUAAGCAAAGUAAAAUGUUGUAACUAUCUCAAAAUAUUCUUAAAAAACACUUAUUAAUAAUUACUAAUCUUUGUGAUGAACAAGGCAUACCAAAUCAUAAUAUUUACUUCAAUCUGUUCCCCUUAAUAUAUCCUUACACAAUCCCCCCUUUCCUACAAAACCUGAUAGAUACACAGUUUAAAAGCUGUCCAUGACCUACUUUUUAUAAAUAACAUAAUGCAGACGUUUAAAAAAGUGCCAUCUCUAUUUGCUCUUUGAGCCUUAAUGCCUUAUUUUGGAGGAGAUGUGAGCUUAAAGAUCAAGGAUGAUGAUAAUCAUACUUAUUAUCUGGUAUUAAAAACAACUUAUUCUAGUCAGCUCAAAUAUCCUUCUUCUUGCCUUCCUACAACAUUUAAUUCCCGAACACAGCUGUUCAAGGACCACUAAUAAAAAAUGCAGGAAGCUUUUAACAGUUAGGGAACACUUCAUACAAAUUAGGUAAAUUAAAGAUGGCAAAGGACUGAAUAUUCCUUGACAAAUCUUGAUGUCAUUGUCUUGAAAUCUAAAAACUACCAUAUCAAACAUGGACAGCUUUCAAGUUAGGAAGAACACAUUGUUCCUGACUUCUAAAAAUGUUCUGUUUUCCUCCACAGGAAAAUGAUAGUUUUUUUCUAUCAAUAUUAAAUAAUCAAAUUACUUAAUCUGUUCUUUAGUGAGUAGAUGAAUGCUCCACUUAAACGGU